Molecule: messenger RNA, 4773 nt
Organism: Diuraphis noxia (Russian wheat aphid)
Lineage: Eukaryota; Metazoa; Arthropoda; Insecta; Hemiptera; Aphididae
Gene: sdt
Product: MAGUK p55 family member stardust
Molecular function (GO): protein binding
Source: RefSeq, a predicted model, not a curated record
UCUGUGUUUUCGGUGAGUGCGCGAGCCGUAGCGUACGGACGGACGGAUCUCGUUGACGAAUACAAUAAUAAUAAUAAUWAUUAUUAUUGUUAGGUAUAUCCAAUAAUCAUACGCCUAUGCACACCAAUACAUAAAAUAUAACAAAACAUAAUAUUAUAUUUUAAUAAUAUCAUGUGAUAAUAACGUGGCUUUUUUCAUCAUUAGACUUAGAUUCCAUAUAGUAUACGAAAAUAACAAUAUAUCGCUACCAAGACGGUCAUCGUAGAGUAUAGCUUACGAAACGUUGUAGAUUUUGARAGCGCGUUCGGAUAUCGGAGUAAAACGUAGCUGUCGUCAUAUUAUUAUUAUUAUAUUAUUGAUAUAUUAUACUUACAAUAACAUAUUUUUAUACUAAAUUAAAUUAUACUGUUGGCCGUCGCACUGGGAUUCUACGGCUCAAGAAUAAUUUAGCAGGCUAUGCCCCGAAUAGCUGCAAUCUACGACCAAUAUGGCUGAGAAUUCUGAUUCAGAUUGUGAGAGCGACAGCGACAACGAAGAGGAAGAAGAACUUCAAUUUAUUAUAAAUUUUUUAGUAUCAGGGUUGUGUUUAACACAUAUUGGCCUGAUAUUAUUAUAAUUUACACCAUGGAUCUCAGUGGAUACGUACUAAUACUCAAAGAAACUGAAGAUAAUAAAGCCAAGCUUUUAGGAUCAAAAGUCGACCGCGCAGAUUUCGAAACUGGUGAUGAAAUAUUCGCAAUUAAUGGACAACAAAUUGCAGAAAUGACUCGCGACGAUUUAUUAUCUUAUCUCUACCAGUGUAUUGUUACAAGAACCAUAUGCAUGAAUUUAAAACCUCGAGUAAAAAAAGUCGUUACCACCAGCAUAGACUCGGCAGGUUCUGAUCUAGGUCAAGUUCAUGAUGCCUUCUUCAUCGGAAUUGAAGAUGAAGCCAAAGAACGGUUGGAACGGCUGGCGGCUAGCAAACGUAUCACACCAGUUGACAUUACUAAAUUGGCUCAUCAGUUGAUGCGUCAAUUGCACCCAACAGCCGAACUCAACGACUUUUUAGACAACAAGGUACACAGUGGUCGUGUCGGUUCUUCAUGUCCACCGGACAACGGAAAUAAAUUAACCGAACAAUCCGAUCCCAAAUUAUCUAGGAGACCUAGUUCACCAUUCAAUAAUGGUCUUACCGAGGUUCUUAUCUGCAAAGAUGUCCCCGAUAGCAAUAAUAGACUGAAAGCUGUCGACGAGACCAACGAAACUCAAAACAGGUCUCGUCGUAGAAGUGGCGGGGGGUUGGUUCGUGUGGGUAGCGAAGUCGGUACGCUGGAAAAAAAGCGAGCUGUCGACGACGUGACAGGCGAGACGCUGGACGACAUGAUGAUUAUGAUGAGCGCGUUGGACAACGGGCCACAUCGCGAGAGGGCCGUCGACGUUCCGGAUUCGUUUAUCGCCCGCAACAAGACACCACCGAGGUACCCACCUCCGUCCAGGGCGAACCGCACACCCGGUACACAACAGAACGGUUCUGCGGUACCAGAGAGACAUGUGGCUCCGCCGCCUCCACCGCCCCGGUCCGACGUGAUCAAACAGCAGCUUCAGCAGGCCAGCAUCAACAACAACACGAUCGUUACCAUAUCGUCCACUGAGCCCACUAAGGAGCAGUUGGAGAGCAUCAAGAAAUAUCAGGAUGCGCUGCGGAAGCGAAAAGAAGAUGAGGACAGGGUCGCUCAACAAAACGAAUUUCUCAAUCGGUCGAUGAGAGGGUCGAAAAAACUUCGGGAACUCGAACAUGAACCGCCGGAAACGGGAAUUGUCAACGAUGGGUUUUCCUCGGAACAGGACGAGGACAACAACCGCACCACUAUCGGUGCGGUGGAUGACGCCGAAGAAGAAUCGCAAGAUCCAUACGAGCCGAUAUACAGGGUUGUAGGGUACGGUGAACUGAUAGCUGCGCUCCAGAGGAUACACUUACAGCUGAAAAAGAACGGGAUCUAUAUCAAUAGCAAGUCAGAUCCAGACGUGGCCGUGAUCCAAUGCCUGUUGCUGAACCCGGAAUUCGUCCGCGUGCUGUCCGUGCACAACAAGGUGCAGCAAUUGUGGCCUCCCACCACGACCAAAAGGCCGGUGACUCCAGAAGCUCAAAAUUUGGUUCGAGACUGUCUCGAGAGUAUUCAAAAUAUUGACUUACCUGAAGCAUCGGAACUCGCUAAACUAUUGUCUCAGUACGAAAUCGAAGGCGUUCUUUGGGCCCAUGACACUAUAGCUCAGGACGUGUUACCGCAAGACGACGAGGCCACUACUGAGGUAACGGUCACGUUGCCCGUGAACGAUUCAUCCAUGUACAACACGGACCAACAUCCUCCCAACAUCACAAUUAUCAAUAUUGAAAAAACCAACGAACCAUUGGGUGCUACUGUUCGAAACGACGGUGACGCGGUGAUAAUCGGUAGAAUUGUCAGAGGUGGUGCUGCCGAAAAAAGUGGACUGCUCCACGAGGGCGAUGAAGUGUUGGAGGUGAAUGGUGUAGAAAUGCGUGGAAAGUCCAUAAAUGAUGUCUGUGAUAUCCUGUCCGUGAUGACUGGACCUCUAACGUUCAUGAUUGUACCGAGUGCUAAUCGGGUUACAUACCAGAACACAAAUGGGAACAGAGAAAAUUUCAUUAUGCAUAUGAAAGCUCACUUCGAUUAUGAUCCUGAAGACGAUGGGUACAUCCCAUGCAGAGAGCUUGGUAUUAGUUUCCAAAAGGGUGAAAUCUUACAUGUUAUAUCUCAAGAAGAUGCCAACUGGUGGCAGGCGUUCAGAGAGGGUGAAGAAGAUCAAACACUGGCCGGUCUUAUACCAAGCAAAUCUUUUCAACAUCAACGUGAAGCAUUAAAACAAACCAUAACUGGCGACAAGCCUAGCAAAGAUAAACCCAAAAAACAAAACACACUUCUCUGUGGCAAAAAGAACCUGAAAAAAAGGAAAAAGAAGUCACUGUAUCAAGACGGAGGUUACCCUAUUUAUUCUUCCAAUUCUGAUGAAUAUGAAGCCGAAGAGAUACUGACUUAUGAAGAGGUGGCCUUGUAUUAUCCACGAGCAAACCAUAAAAGACCAAUUGUGUUGAUUGGCCCACCUAACAUUGGCCGACACGAGCUCAGACAAAGAUUAAUGGAAGAUCGAGAUAGGUUUGCUGCUGCUAUUCCCCAUACUAGCCGAGCAAAAAAAGACGGUGAAAUAGAUGGUCAAGAUUAUCACUUUAUCACCAGGGUUCAGUUUGAAUCGGAUAUUCUUUCGAGGAAGUUUGUUGAACACGGCGAAUACGAGAAGGCUUAUUAUGGCACGUCACUGGACGCCAUCCGAUCGGUGGUAAACUACAGUAAGAUAUGCGUGUUAAACCUACACCCGCAGUCGUUGAAAAUCCUCCGGAGUUCUGAUUUGAAGCCUUUUGUCGUGUUCGUAGCUCCACCAUCUUUGGAAAAACUACGUCAAAAGAGACUAAAGAACGGCGAACCUUACAAAGAAGAAGAGCUGAAAGAGAUCAUUGAAAAGGCGAGAGAAAUGGAAGACAAGUUCGGCCAUUACUUCGACAUGAUCAUCAUUAAUAAUGAUACCGAGAGAGCGUAUCACCAGUUAUUAAGUGAAAUAAAUAGUCUAGAAAGAGAACCGCAAUGGGUGCCAGCUACUUGGGUAAAAACCGCGUCAUAGCGGUAGACGAUAGAUAUUAUUAUUAGCAUUAUUAUUAUUAUUAUUAUUGUAUAACUAUUAUCAUUGUUACGUUGUAAAAAGUUCAUGAUGACUGAUGAACAGAAAAAAAAACGGUGCUUGCCGAUCAAGUCAAAUGGCUGCGUCAGGUAUUCGGUGUAGACAUACACAAAACUGUACUUAACUUAAAGUAAUACUAUUAUGUACUAUGUUUGUACAGAUURAAAAAUGGAAAAAAGUAAUGUGAUAUAUUACCUUAAAUAUAGUUUAGUAGGUAUAAUGUUAUAUGUAAAUGAUGACCAAUGAAAAGCCAUCAACUUUGCCAUUUUAGUAUGUAUAACUUUAUUUAUAAUAUUAUUACGACCCUCGAAUGAAUGUUUUCCGUUGAUUCCCCGUCAAAAAGAGUUGAUGACUAUUAUAAAAUAUUAUUAUACAACACACAAAAUAUUCGGAAACUUCUCGUAAAUUUUUAUAAAACGACUGAGCCCCACUCUUGUACGAACCCCUAAUGUAUUAAAAAUGAUAUGUAAAUAUCCAAUAAUAUUGUAUUGUCAAUACUUGUUCAAUUAUUUUUGUGAUUGUGAAUGUUUAGAAUUAUUAUUAUAUUAUUGUUUUAUCGUUUUUCUGUGUACAAGGUGUGUACACAAAUCAUAAUAAUAUUACAUUAAAUUACAAUAAUGACUAUCGACGAACCGUAUUUGAAAUAUAACCCAUCACUCACACGGUGUAGGUAUAUAAAAUAAAAUAAAAUGAUUGUUUAAAAUAUUGAAUUUAUUGAAUAAAUUACCGUACAGUGUAAUAUGCAGCCGAUUAGUGAAUGAGUAGAUGACAUCGGAUAUGUAUAGGAUAUUAAAUAAAACUAUUUUUAAAUCCUGAAUUCGCACGCCUUAUGUGUGCCUAUAUAGAUGACUACUCAGGCGAGUAUUAUACUUAACUUUUUAUUUUUUUUAUUAAAAUUUUGAUUUUUAAACAUGACUUUUUCACUGUGUCGACCGCGGUUCAGCAUUUUUUGUGUGCACAAAAGUAAAACUAUACAUAUAUAUAAUACUUAUAUAUUGUAUCAUUAUUAUUAUUAUUAUUUUUUACUGUACAAAUCUAACU